AUGCCUCAAGAUAGUUCUGUUCGUCUUGAGGUCGGAUCUGGUACAACAUUUAAAGGAGGUUCUUUGACAUUUGUCUUUCCUCGAGUCAACUGUCCUGACUUUACAUGGUACAUUUGCCGUGCGAGUGGUUCUCAGGAUGGUACUUCUAUAGAUUCUACAAACACCACAUUACAAAUUUCCCCAGGAUUUGAUAGCCUCAUGAAAACAUCACCAUCUGACCUUGUUGUCAAUCAGAUAUCCUCCUUUCUGUGCAGAGGAACUGUCCGAAAAGAAGGCCCUUUUUCUUUGCAAUGGUAUCGAAGAACUAUCACAUCAUCCAGCCAGCUUCAAGUUGACCCAGCAAAAGUAGUUGGCCAAAAUGAAUGUAGCCGUAGCAUUUCAAGCUCAAUUAAUUACAAUGUAAGUGAGACUGAUGGGCCAAACCUUGUUCUCUGGUGCCGAAUAGAAAGUGGGCAAAGAAUUGAUAAAAUGGUGAACUUCACUGUUCAAGAAAUUUCCACAAUUGCAGCUCCUUUUACCCCACAACCUGUUAAAGCUGGUCUUGAGCCUGGCAGCAUUGUUGGCAUAGUCCUUGGAGUCAUUGCUAUAAUAGUGUUGGUCGUGCUUCUUGUUUGGUUCUUAGUAGUCAGACCCAAGCGACUCAAAGCAGCAGGAUCUUCCAAGGAUAAGGGCCCAGAACCUAAUGCCAAGGACUACCAGGUACAAGAUAAUGUUCUUUAUGCAACAGUUGAUCCGUUAAAAAAACAAAACCACAAGUCAUCCUCCUCGUCUCUGGUACAAGGACCCGAUACCAACUCCAAUUCUGUUCAAGAUACCGGAACGGCAGCCAAGAAGCUGAAAUCGAACAAACAAAAUGCGUUCCUGCCAUCCCGUGGUGAUGCCACGGACAACAUGGAUGAAGCAUAUGAGCUACCCCCUCCUCCUCCACCACCACCACCUAAGCCUCACCGAUCUCCCCUAGUUGAGGGGUCAAAUCCACUCCACUAUGCUGAACUGGAACUUGCUGUACAAAAGUCUGCCAAGCGUCGUUCAGAAUAUGGACAAAGGCCAAACACUGACUAUGCUGUCAUAACUCAUAGUUAA
This is a messenger RNA of Acanthosepion pharaonis, 1083 nucleotides long. NCBI's taxonomy places the organism in Eukaryota, Metazoa, Mollusca, Cephalopoda, Sepiida, Sepiidae. The record is from the annotation of a GenBank genome assembly.